AUACGGAGUAAUUCACACGGCGUAAUGAACUCCUUAUAUAGCGAGUGAAGGGUUUCAGGUCCAAAAUUUGCGAAGCUUACGGCCACGUAGUGCGGCCACAUCUUUUCCUUUCCAUGUUCUGUUCACUCUUCAACGCUCCGAUCGCGCUGCGCUUUGGUGAAUUCCUAUAAAUUCUUGGGAUAAGUCUCGCCCAAUCGCUUUUUGUAUCACAUAUUUCCGUUUUACGGAACGCUAUCUAAGCAGAUUCGUGACCGGCGCUAUGGAAUCCUCUAUUGUGAUCAAGGUCAAGUAUGGAGAAACAAUGAGACGUUUCAAUGCGCGUGUUGUUUGUAAGAGUAUUUGCCUUAACAUAAAUGAACUGAAGCAGAAAAUACUUCAUCUUUUCAAAAUUCCAUGUGAUGCGGAGAUUACUCUUACAUAUAUUGAUGAGGAUGGAGAUGAAAUAACAUUAGCAGAUGAUGAUGACCUAAAAGAUGUUGUCAGGCAGGAGCUGGAUCCCUUGAGAAUAUCAGUGAAAUUGAAUAAUGAGAGGUUCCCCAUCAUGCAGCCUUCAUUUCAGAACGGGAGUACGGGUAUUUCUGAGCAUUUUAAGGCAGGGACAAAGCAAUUACAUGAAACACUCAUUAAACUGUCUGCUGACAUGGCUUCUAAAGUUACAACUUCUGCCCCUCCUGUCAUUUCUGAGCUUGCUGAAGCAUUUUCAAAGAUGGGCAAUCUAAACCAACUCCUUGAGACUCAGAGUAACACAGAGCCUCACUUACAGAAGCUAGUUCCUCAAAAUGCUAGUGGUGUGACUGAAAAUAAGUCAUGCGUUGAUAGAAUUCCACAUGCUGUAAAUGUGGUCUUGAAACCUACUGAGGCACCCGUGAAAAAACCUAACGAACCUAGCCUUACGACAGCACCAGAAAGCGAGGCUUUUAUUGGAUCUGCAGUAAGAGAUCCUGAACCUGCAAUGUUCAAGGCUGAUGCCCGAAGUAGUGUUUAUGGUAAAAAAUUUGGUGAUAGUGGUCUAGUUAGAGAGGCUCUUGAAAUCUCAAGGUCUAGUGUUCCCUCUAUUAUUAAAAAUAAAGACAACGAUAGUAGAGAUUGUACUGGAUUUGGCUCUAUCAAUUUGAGUGGAUCUACACGUUCUGAUAAUCCGUUGCAGUCUAUUGGGUACUUGUGUGAUUCAAGGAAGAUCUCUCAUGAUAGUAGUUUGUCUUCAGUUCCUCCACAUUGUCUUGGAUUUAUGGAUAGGUGUCAUUUCUCAGGUGUCCAAAAAGCUGACAACCCAUCAUUGCCACAACCUGUUCACUUUGGUGUCCCUCGCGAAGGAAGCCAUAGCCACAUUGUUGGUACCAAUAAAAUACUCCAUAAGGGAGUUUGUUGUGAUGGUUGUGGUGCCCACCCAAUUACUGGCCCUAGAUUCAAGUCUAAAGUGAAAGAUGACUAUGACCUGUGUAUUAUCUGUUUUUGUAAAAUGGGCUGCAGUGACACCGAAUAUAUCAGAAUAGAUCGCCCGCAUGCCAGGGUGCAUCCACCAUACAUGUAUCGGGGAAUUGGGGUAAAAACUAAUCGACCAAAACAUGACAGCAGCUUUGUAGAGGAUGUCAAUAUUCUGGAUGGUACCAUAAUCACACCAUCAACUCAAUUUACCAAAAUUUGGAGGAUCAGGAACAAUGGUAAUACUUUCUGGCCCAAAGGCACCCAACUUGUGUGGAUCGGCGGGGAUAUACUAAGUGAUGUGAUGUCUGUUGACUUGGAGAUAACUGCAGCUGGCUUCCCUGUUGAUAAAGAGCUUGACGUGGCAGUUGAUUUUGUUGCUCCUAAUAAUCCAGGCCGAUAUAUUUCGUACUGGAGUAUGGCCUCACCAUUAGGCCAAAAAUUUGGCCAGCGUGUUUGGGUUCUAAUCCAGGUUGUUGCUUCUACAGAGGAACCAGUGAGAACAAACCCAGCCCCCGAGAAUCUUCGUGGAUUUAACUUGAAUCUCCCGCCUGCCAGCAGCAGUUUAAUAAUUCCUGAAAUGAUUGAUGUGAAUCUAGAACCAGUUGUUGGAGACAGCCACCCAGAGCCUAUACUCUCUUGCAAUGCCGCGGAGUUGGUUGGACCUGUUAUUGAAGGGGCAAGUUCAAUGAAGGAGCAGGAAGUGAACUUCCCCAUAACGGACAGCUUGAUUGCUGGUUUUGACAGCAAAGGACAACCUGCUCUUCCAGCAACAACUGGAGGAGGAGGAGGAGGCUCUUCAAUUUCGUAUCAUGUGGUUGAUGUGUCCAGUGUUGCGCCCGCCAUUGCACCUGCACCAAUGCCUCCUCAUAUAAAUGUGGUUGAACCUGCGCAGGGUGUCAACGAAAACAACAGUGAGGUGGAGCUGUCCCUCCUAAGGGAACUCGAGGGGAUGGGCUUUAAACAGGUUGAUCUGAACAAGGAGAUAUUGAGGUUGAAUAAGUACGACCUAGAGCAGUCAGUUAAUGAUCUAUGCGGUGUUUCCGAGUGGGACCCUAUCCUUGAGGAGCUGGAGGAGAUGGGCUUUUCUGACAAGGAGGUGAACAAGGAACUCCUCAAGAAGAAUGGUGGAAGCAUAAAGCGAGUUGUCAUGGAUCUUAUUACCCGCUAGUUAGUUAUGAAGAAGAUGUCCCCCCUAAUAUCGACUUAGUAAUAUUCGCUCUGUUGAACACUGUAUCUUGAAUAAAACAUAGCCAUGUUAUGUUAUGUAUGGCUUCUUUUCUAUUUUCAAGCGGGUGUUUACUGUUUAGUAGUACAUAUCCUUUUAAUAAUGACCAGAUGCUUGCGUUCGCCUUGCAUUUUUGGCCGACAGAAGUUUGAUAUUAUUUUCAAAUUAAUACGAGUAAAUAUUGGUGUAGAAU
Molecule: messenger RNA, 2843 nt
Organism: Cuscuta campestris
Lineage: Eukaryota; Viridiplantae; Streptophyta; Magnoliopsida; Solanales; Convolvulaceae
Source: the annotation of a GenBank genome assembly